This is a messenger RNA of Acanthosepion pharaonis, 972 nucleotides long. NCBI's taxonomy places the organism in Eukaryota, Metazoa, Mollusca, Cephalopoda, Sepiida, Sepiidae. The record is from the annotation of a GenBank genome assembly.
AUGAUCUAUGGCUUGUCAUUAAGGUUAUCUGAAGUUGGGAUUGGUGAACCGGGUACAUAUUCCUUUCGUGUUGUUCACGUUCCCUUUCGAAUCUAUAUUUUCUCCCAGGUUGGCAGAAUGAAAUCGUCGUUCUAUACGCCUUUCUUUUUUUCUUUCUUUCUUUUUUUCUUUAUUUCUUUCUUUCUUUCUUUCUUUCUUUCUUUCUUUCUUUUUUGUGUACAUUUAGUUCUUUCUUUCUUUUUUUUCAGUAGAGUUUGUAUUCUUUCUUUUGUCUACUAUGUUUUUUCUGUACACUUCUUUACUUCUUUCUUUCUUUUAUUCUACAGACUUUAUACUCUUUCUUCUGUCUAUUCGAUUUUUCUGUCUAUCUCGUUCUUUCUUUCUUUCUUUUUUCUUUCAAUAUUAUUUAGUUUUCUCUGUACAUCAUUCUUUUUUUCUUUCUUUUCCUUAUUACUGACUGUAUUUUUUCUUUCUUUUAUUCUUUUCUUUCUUUUAUUCUUUUCUUUCUUUUUUUGGUUCUUUAUCUUUUUCUUUCUUUCUUUCGUUCGUUCUUUCUUCGCAGUACCUUUUUCUUAUGUCGUUUCUAUUGUUCUCUUUUUCUUUCCUUCCUUCCUUGAAGUUUCUGUUCUUUCUUUCUUUCUUUCUUUCUUUCUUUCUUUCUUUCGUCUUUCCAGUAGUGUUUGUCCUCUUUCUUUCUUCUGUGUUCUUCUUUAUUCUCUCUUUCUUUUUUGCUUCUCAGUAACAAUUAUAUUCAUUUUACAUUGUUUGAUUUUAUCUUCCUUUUUUGCAUUAAUGAUUCUUUCUUCCUUCUUUUCUUUCUUUCUUUUUUUUACAAUGAAGUUGCUAUUAUUUAUUUCUCUUUACUUCUCUCUUAUUUUCUUUUUGUUUUUCUUUCUUUAUUUCAUCUAUAAUAUUUUACUCUUUCUUUCUUAUGCACACUUCUUUUCUCUCUCUUUUUUUGCUUCUCAUUAA